CGCAGUCCUCAGGCCUUCCUCACUUCCGCUCCCGUCUUUAGCUUGCGGAGCUAGCUUCUUACUCCAUAACCUCAAGCUAGAGAACGUCAAUUCUCACGCUCUUCCAUGUACUUUCUGUCUCUUGUCCCAUGCCGCGCCACCUCGACCUUCGAUGAUAUUUAAAUUGCGUUGUGAUGCCUGCUGUCGUCUACACUAGAGAUAUUCAGCUGGGCAAACUGCGCAACCACUGAUUCUCUCUAUCCAAGCAGUGGUCACGUCACAACAGGCGAUCGGCCUGCCUGUUCAACUGGUGCUCGAGAACUCCUGGCUAGAACUAUACCUGUGCGCUCGCUCAGUCGCUCGUCGAUUUUAAGAACAUUAUCACGACUGCAGGCACCAUGCGAAUUCGCUUCUAUUUUCUAGGCGCCUUCGUGCUGCUCCUCUUCUUGUCGGGAUAUAUGGGGCUAUUACCUCACAGCUCCUUGGGCUCGAUUCCGACCAACUUACAGCCUAGCGACAAGUUCCUGCAUCUCGUGACUUUCUUCUUGCUGUCGCUUGUGUUCUACUGGAUCCCCGAUACGUCUCGCCGACGAGCUCUUCAAAUCAGUCUGUUAGUAUGCACGCUUCUGCUUGGCGUCGGAUCCGAAAUACUCCAAGCCAUUCUUCCAAAUGGUCGAAUAUUCGAUCCUUUCGAUAUUGUCGCCAAUGUCGUUGGCAGCCUCGGCGCUAUCGGCCUGUGCGGCUGGUACCAUAGACGCAUGAUGGAGAGACGCCGCAAGGCUCGCAUUGGAGCUCUCACAGACGGUGGUGGCGCUGAAGAUGACAUUGAAUUGGGCUUGAGUGGCAAUGAGAAUCAUGGUAUCGGUCCCCAGGAAACCGGUGUGACUUCUCUUGAACAAGAAGUCGACAAUUGGGAUGAAAAUGCUGUCGAUAGUUGGGAUACAGAGGACGGCCCCGGUCCAGCUGAAGAGACUAAUGAACAUGAUGCUUCAAAGACGAGGAAUGACUGAAUGAAUUGCUGGAUGGAAACGAGUGUUAUGUUUAUCCUACUAGCUCUUUUAUUAUUACUUUUUCGACACUCUCGGGCGUCGUGUGAUUUAGGUUUUUGUUGGGAACGUUAUCUAGUCAUCAACUAUUAUUUGUUUCCUCACUAACAAGAUGACUAUUUCCCGCAUGGUGAAGUCUGAAGAUUCUGGUAUUCAACAUUGAAGGAUAAUAUGUCCUGCCAUAUAACUCUACAUAUGUAACUCUGCUGUUGAACAUUACGCUGAAGCUGGCUACAACAUUGAACCUUUUUAAAUACGCAUAUCAAUUGAUAUAAAAGGAGGGCCAGACUAAUUAGGUCUUGGUUAGAACAAAGGUAACAUGUAAACUGGAGAGCUGCAUAUGUACUACGUCCUUUUGAAAAUUUAUGAACUUCGUCAUACAGAGAUAUUCCGAGUCAGAAGUUGAUAUACCUCUACUCCAUCCCAUCUACGACUCAAUCUCUUGC
Talaromyces proteolyticus is the source of this 1471-nucleotide messenger RNA. RefSeq names its product putative VanZ domain protein. The transcript has 2 exons. The coding region runs from base 378 to 989 and encodes 203 amino acids. NCBI's taxonomy places the organism in Eukaryota, Fungi, Ascomycota, Eurotiomycetes, Eurotiales, Trichocomaceae. The record is from RefSeq and is a predicted model, not a curated record.